AUGAUCCGCAUCGCCCGCCUCUCAACGUCGGCACGCUCAUCUGCCGCAGCUGCAGCCGUCGCGACGUCGCCGCGCGCAGCCCUCGCCGCAGCCCGUCGCGCACCUCGUGCAAGCGCGUCGACUUCGGCCCCAGCCUCCCCUCUUGCGGCUUCCCAGCCCGGCACCGUCACCUCUACCGUGACCUCUGCCGCUCCCCCCGCAGUCAAGCGCGUACGCGCCACCCGUGCUCGUGUUGCUCCCGUUCCCGCCCCAGACCCCGAACUCGACGCCGAACCCGAUAUCGACUUCCUCCCCACCCAGGGCAUCCAGGACUAUGCGGCUCUGCAGCCUCCUUCGUCCCCCGCUCCUCGCCGUGUCUCCCCAACGCGUGCCCCAUCUGUUGGGCCAAUGCCAACCGCAAGUCCACCACUCACAUCCCUCCCUGGGGCAGGCUACGAGCCUCUUCCAAGUAUUCCACAAGGUGGUUCGUCUGCUUCCGUUGCGACUCUUGACGCAGCCGCGCCCGGCACAGCCCCGUGGUCACCCUCCCAUCCAGGCCAACUGGGCGCCAAAACCCUCGAGGACGGAUACGUCUUUCGUAUCCCUGGAGAGGCGGUUGAGGACUGGACGACUAGCUUUAGGGGGUUGAGUGCGGCGCCGUUUCCCAAGGACGUUGCGGAGGCGUUGCUCAGGCCGCUGAAGGCCGAGGAUGUGGAGAUGAAGCCUGACGGUCUCCUCUACCUGCCGGAGAUCAAGUACCGGCGCACGCUCAACCAGGCCUUUGGACCCGGUGGAUGGGGCCUGGCUCCCCGCGGCGAGACGCACAUCGGUCCCCGUAUUGUCAGCCGCGAGUGGGGUCUGGUUUGUCUUGGCCGCCUUGUCGCGAUUGCCCGCGGAGAACAGGAAUACUUUGACCCGUCAGGCAUCCCAACCGCGACCGAGGCGUGCAAGUCAAAUGCCUUGAUGCGGUGUUGCAAGGACCUCGGUAUCGCGUCCGAGCUCUGGGACCCUCGCUUCAUUCGCGAAUUCAAAGCCAAGCACUGCGUCGAGGCCAUGGUAGAGCAUGUGACGCAGAAGAAGAAGCGCAAGCUCUGGCGUCGGAAGGAUCAAAAGUUCGAGUACCCGUACAAGGAGAUCAGCGUUGUGGCCAAGUAA
Messenger RNA from Cutaneotrichosporon cavernicola, 1134 nucleotides. RefSeq lists its product as uncharacterized. Bases 1 to 1134 code for a protein of 377 amino acids. Gene Ontology annotation, biological process: recombinational repair; interstrand cross-link repair. NCBI's taxonomy places the organism in Eukaryota, Fungi, Basidiomycota, Tremellomycetes, Trichosporonales, Trichosporonaceae. Gene Ontology annotation, cellular component: mitochondrial chromosome; mitochondrial nucleoid. The record is from RefSeq and is a predicted model, not a curated record. Gene Ontology annotation, molecular function: single-stranded DNA binding. The transcript is spliced from 4 exons.